ACAUGCUAGAGGAGUUCCGUGUAUCUAAGUCCAGAGGGGUGAGGAAAGUGGUUGGAUCUGAACCUGAUUCAGUGGCCUACCGUGUGAACCCUGCCAUCCACCUACGCAAAACCAUGAGCGAUGUGUACCCCGAUGGCCUGCCCUCCGACUACUCCGUCAUUGCCACAUUUAAGGUGACGAAGGACACCGCCAAGAGGUCCUGGAACUUGUGGCAGGUCAGCGACCCCGAUGGACGUGAACAGGUGGGCCUCCGUUUUCAGGGUGAUACACGCUCUCUGGACUUCUUCUACACCAGCCCCCAUGGCACCCAGAUGCUACGCACCUUCCACCGGGUGGACAAGCUGUUUGAUGGAGAGUGGCACAAGCUGGCGCUGCAGGUCAAGGCCGAUAAGGUCAAGUUGCUGGUGGACUGCGAGGAGGUGAGCGUGGAGCCCAUCGGUGAUCCUAGACCCGUCAUCCGCCAGGGUUACACCUCUAUCGUGAAGAGGGCUGUGGGAGAUCGCUCCGCCUCAGUAGACCUCCAGCAGAUGGAUGUGUCCUGUGAUCCAGAGAAGGCCUACUCAGAAGGCUGCUGUGAGCUCUCCAGUGUGUGUGGCGGGCAUGCUGAGAUUGGCCUGACAGCAGGAAGGGCCACCUGUAAGUGUAUGCACGGACAGCCUGGCAACCAGGGACCCCCAGGACCGAAGGGUCAUAGAGGUCUCCCAGGCAACACAGGAGAGCCAGGAAGACUAGGCAACUGGGGAGGUAUGGGACAGACAGGUGACUAUGGCCACAUUGGAGAGCCAGGCCCUAAGGGCAUCGCAGGAAUCAGCGGGAACAAGGGGAUGAGAGGACUUCACGGCCUUGAUGGCGACAGAGGUCCCAAAGGUCUGAAGGGAUUAGAUGGCGCCGGGGGCUUCAAGGGAACUCAGGGGUCACCUGGAGAGCUGGGUGAGACCGGAGUACAAGGAGAAACGGGUGAUCCAGGUCCACUUGGAUAUGAAGGAAUUCCAGGAUAUACAGGAGUGAAGGGAGAAGAAGGGGCCUCCGGUGUUGAAGGACCUCCUGGGCCACAGGGAAAGCAGGGUGUUGUAGGUGAUCCUGGAGAGUCAGGAGUUGCUGGGGAAAAGGGAAAACCUGGAACCCAAGGAUCAAAAGGAAGAUAUGGCACCAUUGGACAAAAGGGCAUUAUAGGAGAUCCUGGUUUGCCCGGGAGAGAUGGGGACAUGGGAAUAGAGGCUUACCAAGGACCCCAGGGCCCCGAGGGCAGAAACGGACAAUUCGGAAUAAUGGGAGAGAAAGGAAUGCUGGGGCCGGCAGGGGAGAUGGGGCCUCAAGGCCAAACGGGCCCCAGAGGUUAUAAAGGAUCAGCAGCAAAGCCAGGAAGACCCGGAUUUAUUGGACCCCCAGGACCUGUCGGGCAUGUGGGAGUAGCUGGCCGGCCAGGCCCCAAGGGAGAUAUAGGCAUUGAAGGGAUCCAAGGUGUCAAUGGUGAAAUGGGAGAAAAAGGAGAAAAGGGCCCCAAAGGCGAGGUUGGAGACGCGGGUGCACAGGGUCCCCACGGUGGUCGGGGGAAGCGUGGGCCAGGGGGCGAGCCUGGACGCACAGGCCCAGUCGGAACAAAGGGGGUCCGUGGCGAUGGAGGACCAGUUGGAUUUCAGGGGCCGCCAGGGCCACCGGGCCCAACCCUCUCCGCACAACACGUGAUUGAGGUCUGCAAGAGAGUGGUGCUGGAACAGAUGUCCACCUUUGCCAACUCGGUGAAGAGGACGUGUGCCGCCGUGUGCCCACUCUAUGGAGACGUCCCUUUGGGUGCCCCCGGUCCCUCUGGACAAAAGGGACCCCCGGGACCUCCAGGUGGUGAUGGUAUUGCCGGUGUGAAUGGAGAGAUCGGACAACCAGGAUUCUAUGGGGAGGUAGGAGACGCAGGCCAACAAGGACAGCCAGGGGAUCAAGGAGAUCAAGGAGAUAAGGGAGCAGAGGGCCAUGGCCUACCUGGCUACAUCGGGGACCAGGGACCAAAGGGCCAACGUGGAAGACCUGGCAGAGCCUUCAAUGGCACACCAGGACAAGAGGGCGAGAGAGGCCAUGUAGGCCGGCCUGGACUGAGAGGUCACCCAGGACUACGAGGAGUCCCAGGCGUGUGUCAGACCACUGGGUGCGCUCUGCUAAACAACAACACAACCAACGGAUCACCUCAGAAUGCACCCCAGAGGUUGAGAAGACACCCAUAGAGGCAAAGAGGACAUUUUUGACCAAGCUGCAUGGAUGUAAUAAUAAAGGGAGAGAGGAGGAGAGGGGGAGAGGUGGAUUAGGGAGAUGUGGAUUAGGGAGAGAGAAGAUAAAUGUAUUCAAAUCAAAGUCUAAAUAAAUGCUUCAAUGUAAAUAUGCAUCCUAUCUCCACCCUGAAUGACUGAGAUAUCCAUUUUACUUUCUCAAAUAAAUCUGUUGUAGAAACUUGUACUGUUGGCCUUAAAACAACACUCCAUUCUCAUGGUUCAUUUGAAAAAGACACCAAUAGCUACGGUAUUAUUUUUGUUAAAAAUUAUGAAAGUUUAUUUGACACAUUUUAUUGAAACUGAUCCUAGUUGUCUUCAAAUAUCACUGUUCUUUAUAAUAAAAGUCCAAAAACGAUU
This is a messenger RNA of Oncorhynchus kisutch (coho salmon), 2615 nucleotides long. Its product is annotated as collagen alpha-1(IX) chain. The transcript has 25 exons. The coding region runs from base 3 to 2213 and encodes 736 amino acids. The record is from RefSeq and is a predicted model, not a curated record. Lineage: Eukaryota; Metazoa; Chordata; Actinopteri; Salmoniformes; Salmonidae.